Messenger RNA from Rattus norvegicus (Norway rat), 5894 nucleotides. Lineage: Eukaryota; Metazoa; Chordata; Mammalia; Rodentia; Muridae. The record is from RefSeq and is a predicted model, not a curated record.
ACCCUCCUGCUUCUAUUUCUGCAUCCGGAGCACUGAGGUUACAGACAUUCGCCAGCAGGACAAGCUUGAAAGUCUACAUUUUUAAAAAGGAGGAGGGGGGCGGGCUUUUGAUUUACUUGAGAACUCAGCAUUGAGCCAUCAAUUAUCUGCUGAGACCAAGAGAACUGAUAAAAUAACUGUCAAAGAGAAGAGGGUGGAGAGAGGAGGAGGAGGGGAAAGAGCUCAAUUGGACAACAGGAAGACAGGAAGUAGAAGGAGUCAUUUACCUAUAAAAGAAGUCGGCAUCCAUUCAAUUGCCGCCUUUGUCUUCUCCCAAGCCUGCCUGAAAAUGUCAUUCUUCGGCCAGGAGACUUACAACCAGAACCAAUCUGAGGGAGACUUGGAUGAAGAAAGUCUGGUUUUAACGCUGGUCCCAUAUACUGAGGAGACAACCACAGAAUAUCCUACGGAAUUAAAUGAUUCAGAAUUAAAUGAUUCGGAAUUAAAUGUUUCUUCAACCAUAGACCACAAACCACCAGUCCGCUCUCAGGUGAGGUAUGAGGGAAUCAAACAUCCUGCAAGAACCAUAUUAGGCACCUGUCCUCCGCCCACCCUGCCUCCGAUUAAUGAGGUGUCCCGGAACACUCUUCGGGAGUGGUGUCGUUAUCAUAGCUUAAGUACGGAUGGCAAGAAAGUUGAGGUUUAUUCAAGACUUUGGAGACAUUCAUAUUCAAAACAAGAAUGUUAUAUUCCCAACACACCUCUUGAGGCCAAAAAGCUGUGUCCCAAGAAACCGAAGAUGGUCUUCAGAGGAAUUGGGCCUCCAAGCAGCUGCCAAAGUGAGAAGCAGGAGAAUGGUGUAGUGGAAAUUCUAACGUCAGCUCAAGGCUCCACAUUCGCAGCCUGGGGAAGAAUUGCUAUGAGAGCUGCUCAGUCUAUGUCUGUGAAUCGUUGUCCUCUUCCCUCUUCUGUGGAGGCCUUUCUGCCAGAAACCGUUGGAGUCAGAUGGUGUGUUGUCCAUGGCAGGCAGUGCCCUGCAGAUAGAAAAGGCUGGGUUCGCCUGCAAUUUCAUGCUGGUCUCACCUGGGUUCCAGAUACUCCCCAAAGGAUGAAUUUUCUCUUCCUGUUACCAGCCUGUGUUAUCCCAGAACCAGGAGUGGAAGAUAAUUUGCUAUGUCCUGAAUGUGUUCACAGCAAUAAUAAGCUCAUGAGAAACUUCAAAAUGAGGAGCGGUAAAAUGAGGAGCGAUUCAAAGAAAAAUGCCCCACCACCAAAUAUGCCACCUUAGACAAUGUCAAGAUUUUAUUUCGAUCUGAAGGGAAUGGAAGAAGCAAAGAAAAAACAUUCUGUGUUCCCUCGAAUGGCUAAAAAUUCUGGACAUCGGUCUUCAGAAGCCCCUCCUCCUAUCUCUUCCAGCAGAAUGGAGACUCUGCAGACAAAUCAGGAUCCAUUACUGUAAUAACAUUCUGCCGAAUGUUAACAUCUGUGGCAUCUCCUCAUGGCCUUGUGCUGGAUUUGCUAAAUGCUUAGCUAUCUGAGAAAUGAUAUUGUUUUAGUGGGUUUGUUUUGUUGUACUUUUUUAAAUAGAUUUUUAUGGUGGGGUGUUGGGGAGCAGUUUCAAAUUAGGAAAAUAGAAAGUACUUUUUAUAGUUUUUUUUUUCCCCUUGAUUAAGGCUUUAUCAUGUAACUCUAGCUGGCCUGGAAUUUCUAGGUAGACCAGAAACUUGUCUUCCUAAGUGUUGGGAUUUACAUGCUUGUACCACACUUCCUAGCCAGUACUGACUAGUCAAUAUAUUAUUGACUAUAGUAUAGAGUUCACUGCUUGUGCUAAACAAUCUUUAACUGUUGACAAGUGUCUAGAGUGCCAUAAAUUUGAAAUCAUAUAGUAUGCUCCCUUUCAGAUUGGCAUUAGGAGUAGGUAUGGGAGAAAUAUCCAUGUUCUCGAUUGAUUUUUUUUCCUUUAAUGCUGAGAUCCCAUUGUCCAAGAUGUGUUUUAUGAAUUGAUGCUAUACUGGUGGACACCUAGUUGUUUCAUGACAGCGUCUCUCGCAGCACAGGCUGGCCUUGAAUAUAUUUUUAAAAUGUAUUACUUUUUUUUUUCUUUUCUUUUCUUUUUUUUGGAGCUGGGGACCGUACCCAGGGCCUUGUGCUUGCUAGGCAAGCGCUCUACCACUGAGCUAAAUCCCCAACCCCAAUGUAUUACUUUUUAAAAUGUAUUUCCCACAGUGGUCACACUCAUUCUCAUUGUCUUCUCUUAUUGCACGUGUAGCCCCACUAAUCCCUCCACUGGGGCCACUCACAUGGACUUGACCACAGAGAGCUAUUCGCUGGUGCACAGACAGCUCACCAGCAACUAAACUGUGAUGGCUCUCCAUGCCAGUAGCUUCCCGGGAAAAGCAAGGCUCCCACGAACCCCUUGCCUCUCCUUGGCUGAAUGGGCUUGGUUUAUCCUUGGGACUUCAUUUCCUAAGUUCUGAAGUAUACCACUGUGUACAGUGCUGGGCAUUUAACCCAAGGCUGUGUGCAUAGUAGCAAGUCAUAUACCUUACUUACACAGCUACAUUCUCAGCUGUAAAUGUGUGGCAGGGAUAGAGACUCUUUGUCGAGCCCAGGCUGGCCCCCCAAAUUCACAAACAUGCCUCAGUGUCUGUUCACUCAUGCACAUAGGACUGAGAGUUGCAUCUUGUGCCUUUGGCUUGUUUUUAGGAACUCAUUGUGUAGCCUAGGUUGAUGCCAAGCUCUUGGUCUUGCCUCUGCUUCCCAUAUCGCCAGAGUUAAAGGUGCCCAGAUUGCAGGCAUGCGGCGGUGAUGUAUUGCUGGCAUUAAACUGAGUCUUCCAUAGCUUUGGGUGGCUUUAAACUUUCCUUGCAGCUAAGGGUAACUUUUGAGCUUCUGAUCCCCUUUUUACCAACCUAGUGCUGGCAUGGGUAUGUACCACCAUUUCCACUAUUAUGAAAUGUUCCUAAGGUUUUUUUCUGUAUGCUAUUCAAGCACUUAUAUAUUGGGCUAUAUCCCCAGCCUAGCAUUUUACAUUCUGUUUUUUGAAAUAGGGUCUCAUUCCAAACCAGGUUGCUCUCAGAUUUAUGUUGUAACCCAGGCUGGACUUGGAACUAAUUCUCCCUCAGCCUCAGUGUUCUCAUACAGAGUGACAUGCAUAAAGAGCAUAGAUGUGUACAGAUUCUGCAAGACCCAGGACCUAGGCAGUGGAAGCUAGAGAAGGAGCACAAAGCCAUCCUUAUAUAUGGUAAACGGCAAGUUGAGGCCAGAUUGCCUCAAUCUUAGAAUUUUGGGGUCACAUGAGAACAAACAACAAAAGAAAAAAAGAAAGGAGAGCAGAACCAAAGAAAGGAGGAACUCAAGAAUCAUGUGAGGGACUGGAGAGAAGGCUGAAGUUAAGAGCAAUCACUGGCUACUCUUCCAAGCGUCUUGAGUUCAAUACCCAGCAACCGCAUGGUAGCUUAUAACCAUCUAUAAUGAGAUCUAGUGCCCUCUUCUGACCUACAGGCAUAUAUGCAGGCAGAAUGCUGUAUACAUAAUACUUUUUUUUAAAAAGAAUCAUUUGGACAUUUAAAAUGGAGGUAGAAGGUCAUAGUUACUCAAGCUUUCAGUCUGCCUCUGAGUUUAGAAUUGCAAUGUAGACACCCAGGCACCUGUCUCCCUCUCCAUGCAAAUUGAAAUAUUGUUACAUUGUUGAGUUCUGCGGAUUGGUACAAUGGAUUCCUUUUUCCUCAAACUACCCAGAGGCAGAGGCAGCAUAGAGUCUUGCCCUGAUUCUGCCUCCCAUCCCCAAAAUCAGGAACCUGUGACUGCAUUGGUUAUACUGGAUAAUCUCAAGUCGUUUUUCCAUUUCAAGGGCUUCAAUUUUCAGAGCCUGGUGGCACAAGUUUUUAAUCCCAGAACUCGGUUAGCAGAGGCAGGCCUUUCUCUUGAAUUGUAAGGCCAACAGAGAUCCUUUCAGGACAGCCAGUGCUACUCAGAGAUACCCUGCUUAAAAAACCCGAAAAUCUAGAGCUUUAAUUUAAUCAGAUUUUCCAAGUCUCUUUUGCCCUUCUCAGGAACCAAAGAAUAAUUUAGAGGAAAAGACAUCUUAAAAAUCACUGUCUUCAAACAAUUCAGUCUCAGAAUUUACAGAAAGUGCCUACCAGAACUUUAGGAACCAAGAAAGAAACUUCUCACAGUAUAGGUCCAGAAACUAAGCAGUGGUUGGUGUUAUCAAGGUGGUCAGAAAAAUGGGUGUUUUGAUGAAAGGAACAGCAUAAGAUAAGACCUGAGCACGGGGAGAAUGAGGUUUGUUUCAGUAGCUCUGAUGAGAUCAGGGCUAUGCUCAGUGCAAGGAGACAGUAAGAUGAUCCUAUCAUAAACCACCACGCCCCCAGCCCCUGGUUAAUUUCUGUUUCUUGUAUCAGGGAUAAAAUCAGGCCUUGUAAGCAACCUCUGUACUGACAAUAUUCCUGGGCUCUAAUCCAUAUGAAAGCUGUUUAGUCCCUAAACAGCCCAGUUUGCUAUCUACUUUUCCAUCCAGCCUACAUUGUACUAAGCACCACUCAGAAUGAAAGCGAAGCGUGUAGAGCCAGAUGUGGUGCCUGACUGUAAUCCUGGCACCUGGGAGGCAGAGGCAGGUAGACAUCUUUGUGAGUUCCAGGCUAGCCAGAGUUUCAAGGUGAAGUUCUGUGUCUGAAGAAAGGUGAGGAUACAGAAGCAUGAGGUUGGGUAUACACAUGUACUUAGUCAUUUUGCCUAGACUUGAGCAUCUUGAGACAGAAUCUGUGUUUGUGUGUGUGUUUGGGUGGUGGUGGUGGUGGGGGCUAUCCUGGAUCCAAUCUCUUUGCAGACAGUCAUGUUAAAAGUAAGACAAUAUACAAAUGCAUUUCAUGAUAGCGAUUUCACUCCUUUCUAAUCUUGUUUAUGUAUAUGUUUGUCUACAUGUGUGUGGAGUCAUCACAGAGGCCAGAAGAAAGUGUCGGAGCCCCUGAAGCUGGAGUUGUAGGUGACUGAGAAGAGGUGCUUAAUGUGGUGCAGACAACCAGAACUUGGGUCUUUUGUAAGACCCAUAGGAAUCAGUUUAACUACCUGGGACUCCCCUUAUUCUGGACUAUGCAAACAUCUCUUUUAAUAAUGCAUUUAAACAGCCUAGGACCCUCACUCGCACAUAUACCUCUUUCUGAACAAUGUACCUAACAAUAUGUUAGCAAUCUAGACACCCCCCCCACUUCCUUUGGGGGGCUCGUACACCUCAAAGGUGUGUGAAGAUAAGAGGGUCAAUUUAGGGGAGUCGGUUUUCUCCUACCGUGUGGUAACUGGGGAUCAAAUUUAGGUAUUAUCCUUGAAGGAGAAGGCAUUCGUAAGCAUAAUGCUUCCUUGUGUACGUACCUCAUUCCCUUUACCUGUUGGACUCCUGAGCUGUUUCUAUUUUCCAGCUUAUUGAUGUAGUAAACAUGUUAGCAUUCUGCUUAAGCUCCACCCCCACAGUUAUCUGGCAACAGCCAGCUAUGCCUGACACUGUGGUCUUGCUCUCUUUAUUCUUCCCCACUUCCCCCUUUGUCCCUUCUCUCCUCGUUCCCCUCCCACUUCUCUCCACGUGCUCCUGGCCUGCCUCUACGCCUUUUCUACCCUCUCUCUGCCCUACUGCCCUCUUAACUCCACUCCCCAUGCCCUGAAUAAACUCUAUUCUAUACUCUACCACCAUGUGACUGGUCCCUGCUGAGGCACCCCUUUCCCCCAGAACAUAAUCCUCCCCUCUAUCUUUUAUAAAUACAACAAAACACAAAUGGUUUAUUGACAUAAAAUACUUCAGGUAUGAUGUACUCAAAAGCAGGAUACCUGGGUCAUCUGGUUUUGGAGUUUGAGGAACCCCCAUACCAACUUUCAUAGUGACACAGACUUAUGUCCCCAGCAGCAGUAUAUAAAAGUCCCCU